Messenger RNA from Quercus lobata, 4452 nucleotides. RefSeq lists its product as uncharacterized. Lineage: Eukaryota; Viridiplantae; Streptophyta; Magnoliopsida; Fagales; Fagaceae. The record is from RefSeq and is a predicted model, not a curated record. Gene Ontology annotation, molecular function: nucleic acid binding; RNA-DNA hybrid ribonuclease activity. Bases 1 to 4452 code for a protein of 1483 amino acids. The transcript is spliced from 5 exons.
AUGAACCAAGCUACGGCAGAAGCGUUGUGUGCAUCGAUUGGAGAGGUGAUACAUGUGCCGGGGAAUUCUACCUUGGGCGGACAAGGUUUUAUGAGGGUCCGGGUUCGAGUGGAUGUUACUCAACCCCUUUGUCGCGGGAGAGUGGUGACUAUGAAAAAUGGUGAGCAGUCAUGGGUGGCCUUUAAGUAUGAGCGGUUGCCAAUUCUUUGUUAUUGGUGUGGACGUCUAGACCAUACCGAUAAGGACUACGAAGAAUGGAUUCAGAGUAAUGGCACCCUCAAGCUAAAGGACAAAAGGUAUGAUUCUAGCAUUAGAGCCUUGCCUUUCCAUCCUUCAAGAAAAAAUUCUAUUUGUGUGCCUGGUUAUUUUGAAACACAGAAACAGAAAAUCAAAGAGAGGGCGACUUUCAUGAUGAAAUCCAACCGGAGAGGAGAGCUGGAUGUCCAGUGCCGGCAACAGGGGAAAACAGAUAAGGAAGGUGCGCCUAGUCCGGAUGAAUUUAAUGCUGACUUGAAUCCAGACAAGCCGGUUUCACCGCCUAUUUUUCAGAGUCAACAUGAGACCGUUAAUGAUGAUACAAUCAAUCCCAUUAAUUCAGAGCGCACGUCCAGGGAUUCUGAUUUGCAUGGGAUUAGCCAACAUGCUGAUAAUGUAUUGGAUGACACGGUGGAAUCCAAUGGAUGUAAUGAGGCCCGUGUUGGGCUAAGCCCAACCAGCUCUGGAAACAAAAAGGACCCACUUGUGAGACCAGGCCUGACAUGGGCAGACGAUGAUAGGCUUUCUAAGAUUUGUGAUGACUUGCAUUUUGAUGAGAAAUGGGUAGUUCCAAGAGUGACAAGGGCUGGCGGUUUGGCCCUCUUAUGGAAGAACACAAUUCAGAUUGAUGUGGAUUCCUCUUCUCUAAAUCAUAUAGACGUUAUAGUCAACAAAGGGAAGGAGGAUUCAUGGAGGUUCACGGGUAUUUAUGGGUUUCCGGAGGCUAGCCAGAAAAGUGAGACUUGGAAUUUACUGCGUAAUCUCCAUCGGAAAUACAACCUUCCGUGGUUGUGCGCCGGUGAUUUCAACGAAAUCCUACUGUCACAUGAAAAGCUUGGAGGGAGACUAAGAAGUGCAGCAGCAAUGAAUGAGUUUAAAGAGGUUGUGGAUGACUAUGGGUUCAUGGACUUAGAUUAUGUGGGGAAAAAAUAUACUUGGAGAGGCAAGAGAGGUGAUACCAUGGUAUUGGAGAGACUUGAUCGUGCUCUUGCUACUCAUUCUUGGCUUGUACAGAAUCCAGCUACUAGAGUUCAAUGCAUUCGGUCCAAUGUUUCUGAUUAUUACCCCAUUAUUAUUAAUCUUGAAGGGGUUGCAGAUAGACCUUGCAAACCCUUUAGGUUUGAACACAUGUGGUUGAAAGAAAGUGGGUGUGGUGAUACCGUCAAGGGAGCAUGGCUGUCUCCUUCCCCUGUUUCAAGCUCUCCGUUGAUGCAUGAAAAAAUAAAGCUUUGUGGUAUUAGGCUUAUGGAGUGGAGCAAGAGAUCCUUUGGCAGUGUGAGGAAGCAGUUGGAGGAAAAAUCAAAAUUUCUGGAAAAGGCUGAAUUUGCAGCGGCAAGGGGGGCAGACUAUGAGCCAGUGAGAUUACUAAAAUUGGAGGUAAAUGAGUUGUUGGACAAAGAGAGCUUAAUGUGGCAGCAGAGGGCUAGAGCUUUGCAUCUUAAGUGUGAUACUAAGCAAGUGGCUGAUAUUAUAGUUGGGUUUUAUUCGAGGUUGUUCACAUCUGAGAGACCAUCCACUGCCCAAGGUAUUUUGGAAGUGAUACAACCAAUAGUCACUGAAGAGGUGAACACCAACCUAACUAGAGAUUUUACUAGACAAGAGGUUGAUCUUGCUUUGAAGGAGAUGGCCCCACUUAAGGCUCCAGGACCCGAUGGUAUGCCUCCUCUAUUUUUUCAGUCUUUUUGGCCUUUGAUUGGUGAUGAUGUUUCUAAAGCUGUCUUGGAUUGUUUACAGUCAUGUUAUAUUCCUAAAGAGUUCAAUUACACUUAUGUGACUCUUAUUCCUAAAGUGAAAAAUCCUGUAAAAAUUGCUGAGUUUAGACCAAUAAGUUUGUGUAAUGUUAUUUAUAAAUUGAUUUCAAAGGUUCUAGCAAACCAAUUGAAACCUUUAUUGCCUUCUAUUGUGUCUGAGAAUCAAAGUGCUUUUCAAGCUGGGAGGGUGAUCACAGACAAUAUCCUCAUGGCAUUUGAAACUUUACACUACAUGAAAACUCAGCAAACUGGUUCCACAGGUUUUAUGGCUCUCAAACUCAACAUGAGUAAGGCGUAUGACCGAGUUGAAUGGUCUUUUCUGGAUUGCUUGUUGAGAAAGUUGGGUUUUCAUAACCGUUGGGUUGAUCUUAUGAUGGAGUGUAUUACUACUGUCUCUUACUCCAUUCUGAUCAAUGGGGAGCCUUCACAAACCAUCUAUCCUAGUAGAGGAUUGCGACAAGGGGAUCCUAUCUCUCCUUAUCUAUUCCUCCUAGUUACAGAGGGUUUGCAUGGCCUAAUUUCCAAAGCGGCCACUUCUGGUGAUAUUAGAGGUAUAUCUAUUUGCAGGAAUGGACCUCGCUUAACCCACUUAUUUUUUGCAGAUGAUAGCCUUCUUUUCUAUAGAGCUUCUUUACAGGAAUGCAAUCACAUACAAACCCUUCUUACUACUUAUGAACAAGCUUCUGGGCAACAGCUGAAUCGGGAAAAGACAACGUUAUUCUUCAGUAAAAAUACAGGCAUUGAGGUCCAAGAAUCUAUCAAAGAUUUGUUGGGGGUUCCGGAGAUUAAGCAGUAUGAAAAAUACUUAGGCUUACCAUCUUUUGUGGGCAAGCGAAAGAAAGCAAGCUUGGCUUACAUUAAAGAUCGGAUUUGGUCUAAGCUCCAAGGGUGGAAAGAGAAACUCCUCUCCCAAGCUGGUAGAGAAGUCCUUCUAAAGGCAGUGAUACAAGCGAUACCUGCCUACUCUAUGAGUUGUUUUAAAUUCCCCAUUUCACUUUGCCAGGAGAUUGAGACUAUGAUUCGUCAAUUUUGGUGGGGACAACGUGGUACAAGAAGACGUAUUCAUUGGGUAAAAUGGCACACUUUGUGUAGACCAAAAGCUUAUGGAGGUAUGGGGUUUUGGGAACUCAGAAAUUUUAAUGACGCCAUGUUAGCCAAGCAAGUAUGGCGCCUAUUAAAAAAUCAAGACUCCCUUUUUUACAGGUUCUUUAAAUCAAAAUAUUUCCCACAUGGGUCUAUUUUUGAUGCUAAGGACACUAAAGGGUCUUUUGCAUGGAAGAGCAUUUUGAAGGGUAGAGAACUCAUUAAGGGGGGAUUGAUGUGGAGGAUUGGGGAUGGUGCACAGGUGCGUAUUUUUCAUGAUGCUUGGCUGCCUGGGUCUCUACACGGUAAAGUUUCUUCCCCUGCCCCUGAAAGUCAUGCAAAUGCCUUGGUUUAUAGCUUAAUUAACCAUGAAGAUAGGAGUUGGAAUGUGGCUGAGAUUGACAGAGUGUUCUUACCUGCUGAGGCAGCCACCAUCAAGGCCAUCCCACUCAGUUUGUUUGCUCAGAAGGACCUCCCUUUUUGGCCGUUUUCCCGUGAUGGAAGGUUCUCGGUUAAGUCUGGUUAUCACCGUUUAAUGGAGCUUGAAGAAACAGAGCAGAAUGGUACGGCGCACACUGGGACUGCAUCUCCGGUUUGGAAGGCCAUUUGGCGCAUGAACAUGCCAAACCGUGUAAAAUCUCUUGUAUGGCGAGCUGGGAGAGAUGCCCUUCCUACACGGAUGAACCUGGUCCGGCGAAGAGUCCUUACGGAUGCGUUAUGCCCGGAAUGCAAGGUGCAGUCAGAGGACACGCAGCAUGCUCUGUGGUCCUACCCGAUCCUACAGGAGGUGUGGAAACGCCGAAACAGGGCUCGUGUGGGAGAGCCUCCUGUGCCGGUCUGCCAGGUUGCUCCUAAGGCCACUAGUGCGCUUCAAGAAUUCCAGCAGCUCCGCCCCAUUCAUGCUGCGAACUUCAACGGUGCUAUCUUCUCCAAAGAUGGACUAGCUGGCACCAGAGUGAUAAUCCGAAAUGAGCAAGGAUUGGUUAUGGCUGCCUUAUCACAACAAAUUCCAUCACCUGCUUCGAUGGAGAUGGUGGAGGUGUUAGCGGCUCGUCAAGCUCUGGUUUUUGCUAGGGAACUUGGGUUUGACAGGUUGAUCUUGGAGGGUGAUUCUGAGACGGUUAUCAAGGCUAUUCUUGGUGACUAUAUGGACUGCUCUUAUAUGGGUCAUGUACUGCAGGAUAUUAAGUUAUUGUUUUCUAGCUUUUCUUUUAUCUCAGUCAAGCAUAUUCAUAGGGAAGGGAAUUGUGUUGCCCAUAAACUUGCUAGACGGGCUAUUAGAGAUCCUUUUCUUGUCUGGAAGGAGGCUGUUCCUCCAGAUAUUUUUGAUGUUUACCAACUUGAUCUUUUAAGGAUGCAUUAA